Messenger RNA from Arabidopsis lyrata subsp. lyrata, 1116 nucleotides. RefSeq lists its product as uncharacterized. The transcript has 2 exons. Lineage: Eukaryota; Viridiplantae; Streptophyta; Magnoliopsida; Brassicales; Brassicaceae. The record is from RefSeq and is a predicted model, not a curated record. The coding region runs from base 1 to 1116 and encodes 371 amino acids.
AUGAAGAAUUUCCAUGGUUUCAUGUUGAAUGGAGGUGGCGGUGGCGGUGGCGGUGUAGAAGGCGGACAUGAAGACAUUGAUAGUGGAGAUGAAAGCAGAUCGGAACAUGGAGAGGAAGGUGGGUACGACUCUGUUGCCACAGGCGGAGAGGAGGGUGGAGAGAAAGCGGAGAGGACGGUGGAGAGAAAGUCCGGUGAAACUGAUACGACUCUGUUUGCUCCACAGGCGGAGAGGACGGUGGAGAGAAAGUCCGGUGAAACUGAUUCGACUAUGUUUGCUCCACAGGCGGGGAGGACGGUGGAGAGAAAGUACGGUGAAACUGAUACGACUCUGUUUGCUCCACAGGCGGAGAGGACGGUGGAGAGAAAGUCUGGUGAAACUGAUACGACUCUGUUUGCUCCACAGGCGGAGAGGACGGUGGAGAGAAAGUCUGAUGAAACUGAUACGACUCUGUUGCCACAGGCGGAGAUGACUGUGGAGAGAAAUUCCGGUGAAACUGAAACGACUCUGUUGCCACAGGCGGAGAGGACGGUGGAGAGAAAUUUUGGUGAAGCUGAUACGACUCUGUUGCCACAAGCGGAUAUGACGGUGGAGAGAAAUUCCGGUGAAUCUGAAAUGACUCUGUUUCCACAGGCGGAGAUGACUGUGGAGAGAAAUUCCGGUGAAACUGAAACGACUCUGUUGCCACAGGCGGAGAGGACGGUGGAGAGAAAUUUUGGUGAAGCUGAUACGACUCUGUUGCCACAGGCGGAUAUGACGGUGGAGAGAAAUUCCGGUGAAUCUGAAACGACUCUGUUUCCACAAGCGGAGAUGAAGAUGGAGAGAAAUUCCGGUGAAACUGAUUCGACUCUGUUUCCACAGGCGGAGAUGAAGAUGGAGAGAAAUUCCGAUGAAACUGAAACGACUCGGUUGCCACAGGCGGAGAUGAAGGUUGACAGAAACUCCGGUAAAGUUGAUACGACUGAGGAUACCACUGAAGAUCUGGUGGCGGAAAUGUCAGAUCUACCGGCGGAUAAACAGGGAAUGCCUGAUCUGCAAGCUCCAUGUAGUCUUCGUCGUUGCGAAACAGGUAGUGCACCAGAACCGCUAAACAGACUAUCGAAGCAAGAACCCUAA